Hemiscyllium ocellatum (epaulette shark) is the source of this 5427-nucleotide messenger RNA. RefSeq names its product aminoadipate-semialdehyde dehydrogenase (gene aasdh). The transcript is spliced from 15 exons. The record is from RefSeq and is a predicted model, not a curated record. Gene Ontology annotation, biological process: amino acid activation for nonribosomal peptide biosynthetic process. Gene Ontology annotation, molecular function: protein binding. Lineage: Eukaryota; Metazoa; Chordata; Chondrichthyes; Orectolobiformes; Hemiscylliidae. The coding region runs from base 112 to 3435 and encodes 1107 amino acids.
GACACCGCCCCUUGUCGGUUGAAGGCGGCCGUUCGUCAUGGCGGUGGAUAUCAACGGAUACUGAGUUUAUGGCGCCGUGCCGUUGUCUGUGACCCAGAGCCGUGUUCAGUGAUGUCUGAAGCGAUCCCGGUGGAGGAGGCGAGCUCGCGCCGCCUGCACGAGCUGGUGUUGUGCGCAGCCGCGGUGCAGGGCGCGCGGCCGGCGGUUUGUAGUGAGCGCGAGGCGCACGGAGGCUCCUUGUCUUACAGCUACAGCCAGGUCCUCGCCCUGGGGAAUAGGCUGCAACAAGUACUCCACUCACACUGUGACUUUACCCACGGUUACAUGAUUGGUUUAUACUGCCAGCCGACAGUAAACCUGCCCAGCUGCAUUUUAGGAAUUCUUCAAAUUGGGGCAGCCUUUUGCCCAAUUGAUCCAGAAAAUGCACCUCACUUAUCAGCAAAUUUUAUUCAAAGGUGUAAACUGAUGUAUAUCCUUAUUCAGAAAGAUAUGAUACAGAAAUUUAAGGAGACUCUGUCAAAGUGGUUGUAUAUUGAAGUUGAACAUGAUGUACCAACACUAAAUGUGGUACUUGUGAAGAUUCAGUGGCGGUUGACUAAUGUGGAUUUAGAACCCAAAAAUAAAGAAUAUGUAAUUUGCAGAAAAAUAGGAGAUUUAAGACCAGGCAGCUCAGAAGCUGCUGAGGAGGAUAGGAAACAAGCGCACAAAUAUACAGAUAUCCAGAGGCAUGGAUUUUUGGCAUAUAUAUUGCAAACAUCAGGUACGACAGGAACUCCAAAAAUUGUUCGAGUGCCACAUCAGUGCAUUGUUCCAAACAUACAGCAUCUCAGGACUAUUUUCAAGGUUUCAUCAGAUGAUAUAAUUUUUAUGGCUUCCCCUCUGACUUUUGACCCCUCUGUUGUCGAAAUGUUUGUUGCACUGAGCAGUGGAGCUACUCUGCUCAUUGUUCCCCCAGUGAUUAAAAGGAUGCCAAAGACAUUAGCCAACAUACUUUUUAACCAUCACAAAGUUUCUAUUAUGCAGGCCACCCCAACAUUGAUCAAAUGUUUUGGAUCAGAAAUUUUAACAUCAGUUGUACUUUCAGCCAGUACUUCACUACGUGUAUUAGCACUAGGGGGUGAAGCGUUUCCUUCACUGAGUGUACUCAAAAGUUGGCGAGGAGAAGGCAACAAAACUGAAAUUUUCAAUAUUUAUGGGAUUACAGAAGUAUCAAGUUGGGCUACAUUUUACAAAAUUCCUGAAGAAUGUCUGCGUGAUGCCACUCAGUUACAUGAAGAGUGUGUACCUUUGGGUCUCCCACUUUUGGGAACUGUUUUGGAUGUUGUGGAUAACUCUGGUCAGGUAAUCCAAGAAGGAAAAGGACAAGUUUUCAUAGGUGGUAAAGAGCGUGUAUGUUUUCUUGAUGAUGAAAAAGCUGUGUGUCCAGGUACAAUGAGAGCCACUGGGGACUGGGUAAUCAUUAAAGAUGGACACAUGUAUUACUUAGGACGUCAGGACAACCAGAUUAAACGUCAUGGGAAACGUGCGAAUCUUGAAAGAAUCCAGCAGGUAACUGAAAGUUUGAAGCAAGUGGAAGCCUGUGUAGUGGCCAAAUAUGACCAAGACAAGCUAAUGUUGUUUGUAGUGCCCAAAGGCAUUCCUAAGUUACGUAAAGGAGAGACCACAAAUUUCUGCAGGGAUAUCCUUCUUGAACUUGAAAAGUACCUCUCUUCCCAUGAAAUUCCAGAUCAUGUUUUCCAAAUCAAUUCAAUACCAUUUACAACUCAUGGCAAAGUAGAUCGUGCUACUUUGAUUCAGACAUACCAAGAACAGGCUAAGGCAAAGACGUCAAACUGCUUUGUGGGAGCAAAAGAACUUCGGGAAGGUAUUCACCGGCUUUGGAAGGUUGUGCUCAAUCUUCCAGAGGACCAGCCGGAUGUUUCUGAAAAUUGUAUGUUUCUGUAUAAUGGAGGGGACUCCCUAAAAGCUUUGAGGCUUGCUGAAGAAAUUGAAACAUUUUUAGGGCAAACAGUAUUUGGACUGACUGAAGUUAUUUUAAAUGGUUCUGUUUUGGACAUUUACAAUCAUAUUGCCAAUAGCAUGUUCUUUGAAGAUAGGAAUAAAGAGGAUAUUGAUAAAAAUUAUAGGAAAGUGAAAAGGAAAAGAAUUAAAGAUGAAAGUGAAGGAUCUUUGCCAAAGUGGAAUGAAAAUCAGCCAUUUGCAUCAAUUUCAAACAUUACAACCAUAAGCAGAGGGAAUCAGAUCAUGAAGAUAGAAUUUGCUAAACAUUGUGAAAAUAGUCCUGGCUUACGAGAAGGCAAAGAGUUGAUGGACACUGAGUCAAAUGGAAAAAGAAGGAAAGAAAAAGAUUCUUCUACAGUGUCUGAAAAUGUGAAUGCAAAAAUCUUAGAAAAUGAGAAGAAAAUGUCAGAUAAAAAUAGCUAUUUGGAAUCAAUUGCAAACCAAGUUAUAGAGUCAUCACAUAAUGAGGGCAUGUUCAUUCCAAAAGAACAUGCUGAUAAUUCCAGAAUGGUAACAUUUAAGAUCAGAUGGAAAUCUGAUACUGCAAAAUGUGUUGAUGCUUCUCCUCUGGUGGUACUAUCAGGGCAUAAUGACUCAGAUGGGACCGUGUACAUUGGCUCUCACUCACACAGAAUGCAGGCAAUUGACCUGCUGUCUGGAAAGAUAAAAUGGGAGAAGAUUCUUGGAGAUCGGAUUGAAUCAUCUGCAUGUAUAUCCAGAUGUGGCAACUUUAUUAUUGUAGGUUGUUAUGAUGGUUCAAUCUGUGUGCUAAGGGUCAGUGAUGGGCAAACAUAUUGGAUUUUUUGGACAGAGGAUUCAGUUAAAAGUUCUCCAAUUAUGGAUCCAGACCUAGGACUGGUCUUUGUUGGAUCGCAUGACCAUCACAUCUACGCUUUAGACAUUCAUAGUAAAGUGUGUGUCUGGAAAUUGCACUGUGGAGGAGGUGCUGUGUUCUCAACUCCUUGUUUAAACAAAUCACCGCGAAGACUUUAUAUUGCAACCCUUGGAGAAUCGUUAGUAGCUGUCAAUCCAGACACAAGGAGUAUAGUUUGGAAACACUUCUGCGGCAAACCUUUAUUUUCUUCACCUCAGUGUACUGUACAGAAUGUGUACGUUGGUUGUGUUGAUGGAAGUCUGCAAUGUUUCAGCCACAGUGGUGAUCAGCUUUGGCGGUUCUCAACUGGUGGCCCGAUCUUUACUUCACCGAGUGUUUGCCACUUUUCUCCAACAAAUCGAAAAAUAAUAUGUGGAUCUCAUGACUGUUUUGUUUACUGCUUGGAUGAAGUCGGACGUUUAGUGUGGAAAUUUGAAACCAGCAAACAAGUGCACCAGGCAGUUCCAGUCGAAACUAAUAUCGCUUAUGAAGGUACUGCAAAUACUCAGCCUGAAUCGCCAUUGGAAAGGGUUUCAUUGAUGAAACACAUUAUUAUUUGAAUUAUCUGGAGCAAUUGUUUUGAUUAUUUGGGUAACAUUGUUAACUCCAAGGAUCUUUGACUUUUCAAACAUAACAAAAUGAAAUGUUAUCAGUAAAAGAAACAACAUCUAUAUUAAGUCAUUGUACAGAGAAGGUUGCAUAGAAAUGUUGGAAAUAGGAGCAUGAGUAGGUUGUGUGGCCCUUUGAGCCUGUUCUGCUGUUCAAUAUGAUCAUAGGUGAUCCACCAACUCAGUAACUUGUUCCUUCUUUGUAACCCAACCCCAGGACCCCAUCCUUUGACCCUGUUAGCCCCAGGUGCUACAUCCAACUCCUCCUUGAAAUCAUACAACAUUUGUUUCAACUGCUUUUUAUGGUAGUGAAUUCCACAGGGGUUCACCACUUUCUGGGUGAAGAAAUCUCAAUCUUAAAUAGUAUAGCCUUGUCUUGAGGCUGUGCCUUAGUACUGGACUCCCCUGUCAUCAGGAACAACAUCCUGCAUUUAGGUUAUCUAGUCAAGUUAGAAUUUUAUUGGUUCCCUGAGAUCCGCCAUUAUUCUUCUGAACUCCAGCGAGCAUAAUCCUAAUCGAUUCAACUUGUCCUCCUAUAUCAGUCCUGCCUUCCCAAGAAUCAGUCUGGUAAAUUUUUGCUGCAUUUCCUCCAUACAAGAACAUCCUUUUUCAGUUAAGGAGACCAAAACUGCGCGUAUUAAUCUGAGUGUUGUAACAACAAGGCCCUGUAUAAUUGCAGCAAGGUAUUCCUGCUCCUGUAUUCAAAUCCUCUAAUUGAAGGCUGAUGUACAAUUCACCUUGUUCACUGCCUGCUGUAACUACAAGCUUAUCUUCAGUGACUGGUGUCCAAGGAAACUCUGAUUUGUUUGUAUAUUCACCUCCAUCAAUUUAUAACUAUUCAGACAAUAUUCCACCUUCCUGUUUUUGCUCCCAACGUGGAAAAUCUCUCAUUUAACCACAUUGCAUCAUACUGCAUCAUGUAUUUUCCCACUGACUUGUCCAAAUUGCACUGAAACUUAAAUGUGUAUCCCCCUCGCAAUAUACCUUCCCCAUUCAUCUUUGUGUCAUCUGCAAAUUUGGAGAUAUUACAUUUAAUCUCCUCAUCCAAGUCAUGAAUGUAUCUUUUGAGUAGCUGAGGUCCUAGCCCUAAUCCCUGUGGUACCCCACUAGUCACUAGUUGUUCAGGAAAAUAACUUUUUUCUCAUUCUUCGUUUCCUGCCUGUCAACCACUUUUCUAUCCAACUAUGUACACCACCUCAAAUUCCAUUUGCUUUAGUUGUAUGCACUAAUCUAUCCAGGGACUUUGUUGAAAGCAUAUGGACCAACCUUCAUUGGUUCCCCCUCAUUAACUGCACAGGGUACAUUCUUGAAGAAUUCCAGUAGACCUAUUGAGCUUAAUUUCCCGUGCUGUUAUUUUUUAAUUAUAAGAAUUAUUUCAUCUAGCCCUAGUGUGUUUUAUUAAUCCCAGCUUGAAACUUUGGUUAGGAUAAGAUCUUAAUUGAUGAUGCCAUUGUUUUGUAACAGUGAUGCAAUGUUAAAUUGUGUGUAGAUGGUGAAUUCAGGAUGGAACACCAUUGCCAAAAAUGGGAUCUGAGAGUAAACAUUUCCAACUAAUCAUCAGCUUUUGAAAAGUGAACUGGCUCCACAUUUUCUACCUGAGAAUUGCACAAGUCUAUUCACUCUGGAACUGUUUGUGGCUGUAAGAGAUUCUUUGAGAUCUUAAUGGUUACUGGUUUUGUCUUUCAUUUUUAACAAUCAGGCUGUUCAGCUCCAUCAUUGUUGAUUAUAAUCCUGAAGUUCCAGCAGUCAUGAAUGUAAGGCAGAUGUGAAGCCGGUCUUUAUCUGUCAAGUUAUUAUGAUCAUAUUAAGUUAUAAGGCUGAUGCAGUUGAAACACCCUUAUUUUGUAUAGCCUCUCCUAAAAUUCAAGUAAAAAUCUGACUGGUAAAGUAAUUAGUGAACUAUGAAACAAAGCUCAUUUUAAUGCAAAAACAAAAUGUGGAAUA